Lutra lutra (Eurasian river otter) is the source of this 1816-nucleotide messenger RNA. It is a transcript of the gene PSCA, whose product is annotated as prostate stem cell antigen. The transcript has 3 exons. NCBI's taxonomy places the organism in Eukaryota, Metazoa, Chordata, Mammalia, Carnivora, Mustelidae. The record is from RefSeq and is a predicted model, not a curated record. The coding region runs from base 284 to 1129 and encodes 281 amino acids.
AGGAGGACACGGCCCGGCCUCUGCCCCUCCACCCUCAGGUCUCCAGCCACUGGAAGCCCUUUGGGGCCCUUAUGGGAUCCUAGGACACAGACGGGAUGGAGAGUGGGUCUGGGGCGGAGCCUAUGUCCAGCCCGGUGCCGACCCCCUUCCACGGCCUCCUCAAGAGGCAGCUAAUGCUCCAUUUCCCAGACUCUCUUGCAGCUAGAGUUCCCUGUCCUGGGGGGAUUCAGGAAGGUGGUGAGGGUUAGGCCUGUACCCCAGUGUGCACACAUUUCCAUGCACCAUGCCUGUGCCCUUGGUGUGCCAGCACCCCCUCCAGCCUCAGGGCCCUUCCCAGAAUGGUCUCCCCCUUCCCUGUGCCCCCUUGGGUGUGGCCAUUCAAGGCCUGUUGUCCCUGGAGGACCAGGAGCCCUGGGAGCAGAGCAGGGCCCGAGGGAGGCUGGGCCUCAACCUUGGCCUUCCUCACUUACCCCACUCUGGCCUCGCUGUGAGCCCCACGCCUCGCCCUGGGGGUGCUGAGAGAUGGCAGAGAGGGGGGAGGGCAGCCCUGCCCGGGACAGGCCCCGCCUUCCGGAAGCAAAGGGAGAGGACAAGGGGCGUGGUGGGGCGGCCAGAGAUUGGGAUCUACCUGCGCUGGGGUACUUGCUGGCUGGGGAGCCUAUCCAUGUUGACCGUGGGCGGUGGAGCCUCCCCCUUGCCAGGCAAAGCCUAUAAAGCCACCCAGAGUCCAGCCCUGGGCCGCCCGUUGGUGACCAUGAAGACUGUCCUCCUUGCCCUGCUGGCUGUCGGCUUGACCCUGCAGCCAGGCUCUGCUCUGCGCUGCUACUCCUGCAAGGACCAGGUGAGCAACCACGAUUGUCAGCAUGUGCAGAACUGCACCGACUCCGAGACGUACUGCUGGACCAAGCGCAUCCGUGCUGUUGACAUCGUGACCAUCAUUAGCAAGGGCUGCAGCUCGCACUGCGUGGAGGACGCCCAGAACUACUACGUGGGCAAGAAGAACUUCACUUGCUGCUCCACUGACCUGUGCAACGCCAACGGGGCCCAAGCCCUGCGGCCAGCAGCUGUCACCCUGGUGCUGCUCACCACUCUCGGUGGCCUGCUGCUAUGGGGUCCCAGCCAGCUAUAGGAUCCGGGAGGACCCCACUGUGCCCCCACACUGGGUAUCAGUGCCCAGGGGUCCUGGAGCGCUCUUCACACACACUGGCCCAGUCGAGACCCCUCCGAGACCCCAGCUCAGGUUGGGCCAUGCCCGUCUGCCCCUUCCAGCCUUUUCUGGCUCCCUCCAGAAGCCCUGCCCAGCUCCCCCUGCUCAGCAGGCUGAGUCCUGUUGAUGUGGCACUGUUCCAAAUCCCUAGAACCCAGCCUGCACAUGGUCUGCCCAAUGCCCAUGUCGCAGCCCCCUCCUCAACCCUUGCUUGGGCAUUUCUUCCUCCGGCAAGACUUCUCUGCCCCACCCCCCCAUCGACGGAGCCAUUCCCACCCAUGAUGUCCCCCACAACCAGCAAGGAGCAGGCACGUGGGAGGGCCCCACAAAGGCUGAAUAGAAUUAGGGGCAGGGAGUGUGAGGUCCCAUGGGCCCCAAGAGAUGAGGUGUGGAGGGGGGUCCAGCUCCCCAUGGCCAUGGUAGUUCUGGGGCAGUAACCCCAGCCCUUAAUAAAAUCCCCCCGACCUAGUGGCAGAGAGCUGUGUUCUUAUGUGCCCCGGGGUGGAAGCCAGGGUUGGGGUCCAGCGCUGUGCUGGACGGCCACCCGGCCCCGUGUCCAUGGGCUGUGGCCACAGCACUGACCAGCCACAUGGGGUGGAGGUCCGGCCU